Molecule: messenger RNA, 3006 nt
Organism: Cariama cristata (Red-legged seriema)
Lineage: Eukaryota; Metazoa; Chordata; Aves; Cariamiformes; Cariamidae
Product: G-protein coupled receptor 64-like
Exons: 19
Coding region: 118-3006 (962 amino acids)
Biological process (GO): cell surface receptor signaling pathway; adenylate cyclase-activating G protein-coupled receptor signaling pathway
Cellular component (GO): membrane
Molecular function (GO): G protein-coupled receptor activity
Source: RefSeq, a predicted model, not a curated record
AACAUAACCACCAACAAUCAAGUUACAAAAUUAAUUGCAAUUCCAGCACCUACCUCACAAGAAUUGAGUAUUUCAGAGUUCAACAAAACCUUGCAAGCAGUAAGUGAGUCCUCUGUUAUGGAAUGCAGUGCAGAAAACCAGAGUAUACACUGCAGUUUCAUAAUGAGGCUGGCUGAGAGAAAGAAUAUAAGUAGUUUAACAGACAAAGUAGAAAUAAGCCAACUUGAACGGUGCUGCUGUUCAUCACUGAAAUAUUGUUCCUUGACUGCUGAAGAAUUACAAAUGUAUACUAUACAAGUGCCACCUCAUUCUAUAUGGGUUCCUUUCCCUCAUUCUCCUUCUCUCCCUAAAAAGACUUUCCCCAAACCUUUUAUUUCCCCCACACUGCUUUCUACCAAAGCAAGCCCCACAAUUAGACCACUGAUCCCACCAUUCACAGAAAUUUAUUUUUCUGGAACUCUCUCCACAUCUCCCACUACAAAUCCUCUCUCUGAAACUUCUGUCACGUCUACUAUUGAAACUUCUGUGUCUUCCACCAGUGUUACCACUACACUCUCCUCUUCUGAGUCUCCUGCUCAACCUGGUGUGCUAAGUUCUCCUUCCAUAGCUUCUGAUAAAUCUGUCACUAUUUCCACACCUGCAACAAAAUCUGUCACUAAUGCUGCUUUCUCAGUUAAAUCUGAUGCUGCAUAUCUUAGCAAGCCUAUUACAAUAGUUUCUCCUUCUGUAGGUUUCACUAAACAUUCUGCAGUUUCCUCUUCUGAGCUUCUCCCCAAACCUUCAAGAGCAAUUCCCCACUUUGAGACUACCACCAAAUCUGUGGCACAAAUUCAUCCUGCUACAGAUUUGACCCAACCUAUUUCUGGUAACAAAAAUGUUACCACAGCACCUAUUCUUCCCCUUACUCCUUUCACAAUAACUUUGACCCCUACUAUUAGUCCUAUCAACCAUUCUGUCUCAGCUUCUCAUCCUCAUUCUACUGCUGAUAGCCAUGGUAGCCUGCCUAAUGGGAGCACAGGAAAGAUACUAUCGGUCGCUGCAUAUACAACUUCUGUAUAUACCACCAUUAGUAUCACCACAGCAGAGCAAAUCGUGUCCAAAAUAGAAAAUGAUUUAGCAGCUGGAAAAGUAGAGCCAGAAGAUGUAGAAAGGAUGGUUAGUGAGGUUAGCAAAGUCCUGACUGCUUCUCAACCGUUACCACCCCGAAUUUCUAACAGAAUUAUAAAACUAGUGGAUUAUAUUGGCUUAAAACUGAACUUUUCAUCAAUGUCUGCUGAAUUUGCCUCUCCGUCCUUGGCUCUGGCAGUUGUCAAAACCAGUAGCAUCCGCUCCAAACAACUGUCUUUUGCUGUCCAGGACUCAGCUGAUCUCCAGAUCUCUCUAGGCAUUAACGCAAUUCAUGAUCUAAAUAAUCUCGGAUCAGUUACACUUCCUUCAUCAUUGCUGACAAAUUUACCCCCUGAAGAGUUGGACUUGGCUUCUAGAAUUAUAUUCAACUUCUUUAAAAAGACCACUGUGUUCCAGGAUCUGUCUUUAAAGAACGCAUCUUUAAUCAGCAAUGUUAUAUCAUCUAGUGUUGCUAACCUCACAAUUAGCAACUUAAAGGCAAAUGUUACUGUCACUUUACAGAAUAUCAAACCUAAUCAGGAUAAUUCAACAGUUAGAUGUGUUUUUUGGGACUUUAAUAAAAAUGGUGGACAUGGAGGCUGGUCAUAUGAAGGUUGCAUAGUUAAAGAAAGUAGAGUAAAUGAAACAGUCUGUUCAUGCAACCACCUCACAAGCUUUGCAGUUUUGAUGAACUUGUAUGGAAAUACUCCUUUGAAUCCCACACAAGAAUUGGUACUGACUUUUAUAUCGUAUAUAGGCUGUGGCCUCUCUGCAAUUUUUCUUUCUAUUACUCUUGUGACCUACAUAGCCUUUGAGAAAAUCCGGAGAGACUACCCUUCCAAAAUCCUUAUUCAGCUGUGUGCUGCCUUACUUCUACUCAACUUAGUUUUUCUCCUUGACUCAUGGAUUGCACUGUAUGAUACACGAGGCCUGUGCAUUGCAGUUGCAGUAUUUCUUCACUACUUUCUCUUGGUUUCCUUCACCUGGAUGGGACUAGAAGCUUUCCACAUGUAUCUGGCCCUUGUGAAAGUCUUUAAUACCUAUGUACGGAAAUACAUUCUUAAAUUUUGCAUUGUUGGUUGGGGGUUACCAGCAGUAGUUGUGUCCCUUGUGUUGGCAGUAUCGCCAGAUAAUUAUGGACUUAUAACCACUGGAAAGGUUUCAGUAAACAGACCUGAUGAAUUCUGCUGGAUUAAAAAUAGAAUUGUCUUCUACAUUACUGCUGUGGGAUACUUUUGCCUGAUAUUCCUCAUCAAUAUCAGCAUGUUCAUUGUUGUGCUGAUCCAGCUCUGUCGUAUCAAAAAGAAAAAACAACUUGGUGCUCAAAGAAAAACAAGUAUUCAAGACCUUAGGAGUGUUGCUGGCCUCACAUUCUUGUUGGGAAUUACUUGGGGAUUUGCUUUCUUCACAGUAAAUGAGGUAUUUACUUACCUCUUUACCAUUUUCAACACUUUGCAAGGAUUCUUCAUUUUUAUCUUCUAUUGUGUUACAAAGGAGAAUGUCCGUAAACAGUGGAGAAGAUAUCUCUGUUGUGGGAAAUUCAGGCUGGCUGAAAACUCUGACUGGAGUAGAACUGCUACUAAUGGUUUAAAGAAGCAGGCUAUAAAUCAAGGAGUAUCCAGUUCUUCCAAUUCCUUACAAUCAAACAGUAACUCCACUAACUCUACAACACUGCUAAUGAAUAAUGAUUAUUCAGUGCACGCAAAUGGAAAUGGCCAUCUUGCUGGUGAGAAGAAUGGUGUUUCUUUCAGCUUGCAGAAUGGUGAUGUGUGUCUCCAUGACUUUUCAGGCAAACAACUUGUAUUUCAAGAAAAGGAUGAUAUAGGCAGCCAAAAAAGCCACACCUCGCUCAGAAGGACUUCAAAGAGGGGAAGUCUAAGUUUUCUUGAAAAAAUGUGA